UGUAGAGGCCGCUUCCGGUUCGAGCACCCGGAACCGCCGCCUCUAGGGAUGGACGCUACAGGUCAGACUCUGAAGAAGGCUGAGAGAAGCCGGUCCUGUUCUCGGGAGAAGAAGGAGGGUUACACUAAGGACAUGGUGACGGACUUUGAUGAGAAACACGAUGAGUAUUUAAUAUUGCUCCAGCAGAGGAACCGGAUAUUAAAGCAUUUGAAAGCCAAGGACCCCAUGCAGUUGAGGCUGGAGCACCUGGAACACGGGUUCUCUGUCUACGUCAACGGGGCCAAUUCUGAACUGAAGACAUCCCCUCGGAAAGCCAUCCACUCCAGCUUCUCCAGAAGUGCCUCCCACGCCGAGGGGACUCACGAUUGCGGACGAAAAACCCUGUUUCGAGAAGCUGAAGAAACUUUAAGACGCAAUUCACGGACGGCCCCCAGCAAAGUCCAGCGCCGAGGAUGGUACCAGAAAUCUGUGCAGAUCAGAACAGAAGCUGGCCCGCGGCUCCACAUCGAGCCUCCUCUGGACUAUUCUGAAGACUGUGAGCCACGUGGGGGUGUGAUUGUCAAGGCAGAGGAUGCUCCUGGGGAUCGUCCACAGGAGCUAAGAAAAAGCCUGGAACUUAGUGUCAACCUACAAAGGAAAGAAGAGGAUGGUUCCAGUGAUGAGUAUGACUCUAUCGAAGAAGAUGUACUCUCUGAGCCGGAGCCUGAGGACCAGGUGCUGGUGCGUCGUCCUAGAGAUGACUCCCCUCUUCCCAGUGGGGACUCUGUGCAAAAGAAUGUUUCCGAGGACCAGGAGACAGAAGGACGCCCUCCCCAGGGCCCAGAUACCCUCGUAGUGCUGGAAUUUAACCCAGCUUCCAAAAGUAAUAAAAAGGAAAGGAAUUUGUCUGCUAAGCGGAAGGACAACGCUGAGGUCUUCAUUCCCAGCAAACCCGAGCCAAACCGGAGCCCCCAGCCCCUGACCGUGUUCCCAGACCAGGAGAGGGCAAGCUCAAGACCUGGAAGCCACCGAGAGAGACCCCUAUCAGCAACGCGAAAACUCGUGUGCAAGGCUGAGGACCGAGAGGAGGACGCCUCAGCCGUGCUCAGAGCCAUCCAGGUGGAGAACGAAGCCCUGCAGAGGGCGAUCCUCAGCAGAAAGGCUGAGCGCCCCGCCAGCCCACCACAGGGCACAGAGAGACCACCAGCAGAGUCAUGGACCGGUCUGCUGAAGGAGGAGACCCCUGAGCCACCCUCCAUCACCGCGGCAACGGGCACAGCGACCAGCUCGCAGGAGCAGUCCAGGGCAGCAGGGGGAGCCAGAGCCGUCAGUGAAGCCAUCGACGGGAUCGGCCUUCCGGGGAGCAGACACCAGCAGAAGGUUCUGAAAGUCCUCCAGGCCAUCGAAAGUGACUCCACCCAACUCAGCCAGGUUGUUUCACCCACUGAGGAGCAAGUUCUGGACCCAGAGGACAAAUCGGGACCGAAAGCAGAAGAGAUCAAGGAUGCCAUCUACGUGACCAUGGAUAUCCAGUCCAACUGGGGCAGCGCGUCGUGGGUGGGUCUCACGGAAGUGGAAUUCUUCGACCGGAACGACAUAAAGCUUUAUGUGUCGCCUCACGAUGUGGCUGUCCGGAACUCUGACACGCCCGGGGAGCCGGGCCACCUGGUCAGCAGGAACUUAGCUGGCAAGAAAGACCCUUCCUUGUGGACGUGCCCCUUCCACCCGCCGCUCCAGCUCUUUUUUGUUAUCCGCAACACGAGACAGCUGCGUGACUUUGGUCUAACCAAGAUCAAGGUUUGGAAUUACUGCACGGCUGACGGCGAUCUUGACAUUGGGGCCAAAAACGUGAAGCUGUAUGUCAACAAAAAACUCAUCUUUGAUGGCAACUUAGACAAAGGAGGUGACGAGGCCCCACAGAGCAUCCUGGUGGGCCUGCAAAAUGAGAGAAUGGAACAUAGCGUUGCUGCCCACUCAGAAGAAAGCAAAGGUGCCCGCAAGAGGAACAGCACCGAUGGGGACAAGCAGCUCGGUGCCAGUUACUCGCAGCCAGCUGGAGCAGCAGAGGAUGUGAAGGCCUCUUCACAAGGACAUUUAUUUGGUGGAAGGAUGAAUUCUCCUGACUGCAUGAAAGACAAUUUGUCCAAGUUAGAGGAAGAGUGCAGCUUUUUAGCCGCACCAUCCUCGCCGGGUGGCAUGCCCAGUGUCCCUCCCCACUCCUCCCCCGCGGAAUGCCCUCCUCCUCUUGACCAGGAGCUCUCGCUGAUCCAACAGCUGGAAAACCUUAUGGGCAGAAAAGUCUCUGAGCCUCCAGGGAAAACCCCAUCCUGGUUGCAACCUUCUCCCGCAGGGAAAGGCAGGAAGCAGGGAGGCCUGAAGUCAAAACCCCUCUGGCUGAGUCCGGAGAAGCCGCUGGACUGGAGAGGCAGGGUUCCGUCAGAGGAUAUCAUCCGUGAGGGGCCUGGAGAGACCGAGGCUGGAGAUACAGGCCCCAGGCGUGAGCAAGGGCGGACAAGCAGCCGGAAUGUCAUCGCCAGCGAGAGAGCUCAGAGAGCGACCCCCAGAGUCUGCGGUGAUGACUUCGACACCUUUAACCAACCCUCCCACAGGGAGCACCCUGCUAGUGGGAGGAGGGGCCUGAGGAAGGGCGCCCUCAGCAACAGUCACAGUGACGGCCACCCAGACAGCAGAGAAGAUGCCUGGUCCACCCGGACGCCACUGCGGCCCCAGUGGCACAGCAAGCAGGAACACACCUUACGUGAAUCGUGGAACUCCCUCACCGUCUUUGACCACUCCCACCGGGGACGCAUCUCCAACGUGGAGUUCCAAGGCGACAUCCUGGAUGAGUUCCUGCAGCAGCAGAAGAGCAGCCGGCACAGCGACCAGCCGCACCCCUGGAAGGAGGAGAAGCCGGAGCCCAUGAAAGGACAGGAGCACGGCUCCCCAGAGGUAGAUGACGGGGGUGACUUUAAAAUCCCCGUCCUGCCUUAUGGACAGCACUUGGUCGUCGAUAUCAAGUCCACGUGGGGGGACAGGCACUACGUUGGCCUUAACGGGAUAGAAAUAUUCAGUUCCAAGGGAGAGCCGGUUCAAAUAGUGAACAUUCAAGCCGACCCCCCGGACAUCAAUAUCUUACCAGCCUAUGGGAAAGACCCCCGUGUGGUCACCAACCUUAUCGACGGGGUGAAUAGGACCCAGGACGACAUGCAUGUCUGGCUGGCCCCCUUCACGCCGGGCAAGUCCCACUCCAUCUCCAUUGAUUUCGUGCAGCCUUGCCAAGUCGCCCUGAUCAGGAUCUGGAAUUACAACAAAUCGCGGAUACACUCCUUCCGGGGUGUGAAGGACAUCACGAUGCUGUUAGAUACACAGUGCAUCUUCAAGGGAGAAAUCGCCAAGGCCUCAGGCACCCUGACGGGAGCUCCAGAGCACUUUGGAGACACGAUCUUAUUCACAACGGAUGAUGACAUUCUUGAGGCUAUCUUCUGUUCUGAUGAGACGUUUGACUUGGACGUGGAGAGCCUGUGCAGCCUGCGGUGCGAGGAGGCGCUGAGGAGGCCCAGCACGGCCGACGGCCUGGGGGAGGAGAGGCCCUACACCCAGGCUGGCUCCUGGGCUGAUGACCGGACUCCUGAACCAGAGCUGCCCCCCAGCCCCCCUGUCCCUGAAGUAACCAUGCCAGAGCCGGGCAUCUACCAGGGCAUCUGCCUCCAGCUGAAUUUCACCGCCUCCUGGGGAGACCUGCAUUACCUGGGGCUCACAGGCCUGGAAGUGGUGGGCAAGGACGGCCAGGCACUGCCCAUCAACCUGCACCAGAUCUCUGCCUCCCCCAGAGACUUAAAAGACCUCCCUGAGUGCACCGACGACUCCCGGACCCUGGACAAGUUAAUCGAUGGAGCCAACAUCACGAUGGAGGAUGAGCAUAUGUGGCUGAUCCCCUUCUUGCCGGGGCUGGACCACGUGGUCACGAUCCACUUCGACAGAGCCGAAAGCAUCGCAGGCCUGCGCUUCUGGAACUACAAUAAAUCUCCCGAGGACACCUAUCGAGGGGCUAAAAUCGUCCACGUCUCCCUGGAUGGCCUGUGCGUCUCCCCUCCUGAGGGCUUCCUCAUCCGGAAGGGGCCGGGCAACUGCCACUUCGAUUUUGCUCAAGAAAUCCUCUUUGUGGACUACCUGCAACGCUGCCCGCUGCCCCCACCAGCCCAGAGACUGGACACAAAGAGCCUGGAGCGGGCGAGCAUGGACUAUGAGGCGCCCCUGAUGCCCUGUGGCUUCAUUUUCCAGUUUCAGCUCCUGACCAGCUGGGGUGACCCCUAUUACAUCGGUCUUACCGGCCUGGAGCUGUAUGACGAACAGGGAGAGAAAAUCCCUCUGUCGGAAAACAAUAUCGCCGCCUUCCCCGACAGCGUCAACUCUCUGGAGGGCGUAUGUGGGGACGUCCGGACCCCCGACAAGCUCAUCGACCAAGUGAACGACACCAGUGACGGCAGACACAUGUGGCUGGCUCCCAUCCUGCCCGGCCUGGUGAACCGGGUUUAUGUGAUUUUCGAUCAGCCUACCACGGUGUCAAUGAUCAAACUGUGGAAUUACGCGAAAACACCCCAUCGAGGGGUGAAGGAGUUUGGCCUCCUGGUGGAUGACUUGCUCGUGUACAAUGGGAUCCUGGCCAUGGUGGGCCACCUGGUCAGGGGCAUCCUGCCCACAUGCGAGCCCACAGUACCCUACCACACCAUCCUCUUCACCGAGGACACGGACAUCUGUCACCAGGAGAAACACACCGCCAUCAGUAAUCAGGUGGAGGGUCAGGACGUGCAGAUGAUGAAUGAAAACCAAAUCGUUACCAACUCGAAAAGGAAGCAGAAUGCAGCUGACCCAGCCUUACGCCCCAAAACCUGCAUCAGCGAGAAGGAGACAGCGAGACGCUGGCGGUGCUGACCGCUGAAGGAGGGGGAGCUGGUCCUCUCAGCCAGGGUGGGGCUCCGUUACCCAGCCCCAACUCAGCACCCAUGUCCCCCGCCCUCAGGCCUCCGUGUGGGCCAGCCCAGACCCCAGACCCCAGACCCCAGGAGCUGGAAGGGAGCUGCAGCAUGGAGGGAGCCCGCUGGAGAGAAGGGACUCAAGGGGUGAAUGGCCUUGGGAAAUACAGGAGUUCUGGGCAGGUGGAAGAAGUGGUGUGGUGUGGCCUUCCACUGUCCCCCCGCGGUCCUGGGGCCAGCUGCAGGGAGCCUGGGGUCCCCUGGCUCCAUCGCUCUACCGUGAGAUCCAGCAAAGCAGGGCCCGAGUCUGCUGAGGCCUGUCGUGGGAUCCGCGGGCUCGGCCUGACUCCAGGCAGGAAGGUACCAUGGCCAGCCAUGCCAGGGCCUGGAGUAGGGCUGAGCGGGCGAAGGAGGCCAGGCGUCGGACACCAACGCCGACAGGCGUAGAGUCCUGCCUUCCGAGGCCCCCGCUGAGGGGCCGCAGCUCCCACCCCCACCGCCUCCCCGCCUCAUCUGGGGGCUGCGGAGCCAGCUGAGCAGGUGGGACUUUCCCCUGGACCCCUGCAGAUGUCUAGCCUGGACUGUUACCACCCCUUCACCCAUCCUGGGUCCCGCCCAGGCCCAGUUAAGAAGGAGGGAUCCCCUGAGGGGAGCCGGUCCUGCAGGGCCUCUGUCCUCUGGUCAAGCCCAAGAAGGGAUCUGCCAAGGGCAUGUGUCCUGCUCAGCAACGGAGGGAGCUGAACCCACCGGUGGCCUACAGCCGGCCCCACCCUGGCAUGCGGAGCCUUGUCCCUGCGGUGCUGCCCGGCCCAGAUAGGACAGGUGGGCAGCGUCAUACCCCGGAAGGCCAGUAGGACACACCCAGAUGCCGUCUGGAUGCAGGGCCCGGAGCCAGAGGACCGGGGCCACAGCCUCAGGCUCGGGCCCCAGAAGCCCCGCCCCCUUCUGCUGGAACUAGCCUGGAGGGGGCGGGGCCCUCACUCCCCGCCUGUCCGUGCCCUCGGUCUGAUCCAGGCUUUUCGCGCUUGCUGUUUCCCUUUCCAUCUGUCCUUGACCCCGUGUCCUGGGCAUCGGGCAGUGAGGUUCUUGUUGCCGGGGGUCCCCACCCCUUCUCCCUCAUCGAGCAGCUUCCCAGCAAGUUGGAAAUAGGCCUUGCACCCCCAGCUGCGUGAAGCCCAAAACGCAUCUAUUUCCACCCGUGUAACAAGCUCGGAUCAGGGACCUAAUUGGUUUCCCGGUGGUGGGUAAUUUCUUGUUCCAAAUAUUAAUCCGUUGUUUUCCUGGCGCCCGGCCCAGCCCCGCCGCGUUACUGUACUCUAAGUAGUUCCUAUGCAACCAAAAGCCCCAGCAGAUACUUUAUGAGCUUUGCAGCUUCAGCUGAGCAGCUAUGCAAAUGCGCUUCUCAUUUGGAGCGUGGGGCUGAUGUGAAGAUAAGGAAUUGUUUCUCCCAGAGAAGAUCCAUCAUUUCUGUAGCUUGCAAGCCCCCGGCUGCCCUGCUCACCCCCCAGAUGUGGCAAGUGCCUCCGGGGCCUGGGGGCUCCCAGGAGACCUGACCAGCUUUUAGUGACCAAAACCAGGGCCGCGGGUUUCAAGGGAGCCCAGCCUUCCAUCCCCACCGAGGCAUGUUUACAGGUCAGACGUGUCCGGGAGCUUGCACGAAAACCGCACACACUUGCUCCCAGGAUCUCAGUUGAUGUUCAGAAUAAUUGUAUGUACCAUGCAAUUUAGGGGGAGAAAAAGCUGUACAGGCAUUAACUCUAAAAUAACUUUCUAUUUUUUUCUCUUGUAAAAUCAAUAAAAGAUGUUGUUAAGAA
Lagenorhynchus albirostris (white-beaked dolphin) is the source of this 6766-nucleotide messenger RNA. It is a transcript of the gene KATNIP, whose product is annotated as katanin interacting protein. The coding region runs from base 49 to 4911 and encodes 1620 amino acids. NCBI's taxonomy places the organism in Eukaryota, Metazoa, Chordata, Mammalia, Artiodactyla, Delphinidae. The transcript is spliced from 28 exons. The record is from RefSeq and is a predicted model, not a curated record.